CUGAAGCAGGGCAACAACGUCUGGCUGUCCGCAUACGGCCCCCACAACUGGGGCUACACCGCCCAAAUAACGCCGGAGCAGGGGGAACUGAUCAUCCCCCGAGGCAAGGCCACCGGCGGCUCCAGCGCGGUAAACGGGCAGGUUAUGUUCCGGGGCAUCCCCGAGGACUAUGACCGGUGGGCCGAGUGGGGCAACGACGAGUGGAGUUUCACCGGCGUGCUUCCCUACUUCAACAAGCUGGAGACGGACCAGGACUUCGGGGGCGAUGACUUCCACGGCACCAGCGGGCCGGUGCCGGUGCGCCGCUCGCCCCGCAGCGAGUGGAUGCCCCAUGCCCAGGCCUUCGAGCGGGCCUGCGUCGACCUCGGCUUUCGCAUAGACGAGGACCAGAACCACCCCGAGUCCACCGGCAUAUCGCCUCGUGCCCGCAACACCAUAGACGGCGUGCGGAUGAGCAUGUCCCUGACCUACCUGGAACAGGCCCGCCACCGCUUGAACCUGACCGUCAGGAGCGGGGUUACCGCCCGCCGGAUUCUGUUUGAGGGCAAGCGGGCCGUGGGGGUAGAGGCCGAGAGCGGGGGAGAGGUCUUCACGGUGGAAGGCGAGCAGAUUGUGGUGAGCAGCGGAGCCAUUGGGUCGCCCCAGUUGCUGAUGCUGUCCGGGGUGGGUCCAGCCGAACACAUCAGCAGCUUCGGAAUCGACGUGGUGCAGGACCUGCCCGGCGUGGGCCAGAACCUGCGGGACCAUCCCUCGGCCGCCGUCCUUUACAUGGCAACUGGGGAGAAGCCUGACGUGCAAGCGCCGGUGAUCCAGGUGGGGCUGCGCUAUACCGUUGAGGGCUCGGACCUGCGCAACGACAUGCAGCUAAGUCCCAUGCUGAUGACCAGUGAGCACCGUCCCGCGCAGGUGGAAAUCAACGACGAUCUUAACUACAUCGGCAUGAGCGCCAGCCUGCAGUUGGCCCUGGGCAAGGGGGAGUUGACCCUGCAGUCGGCCGACCCCCACGUACAACCGAGGCUGAACUACAACUACUACCAGGAAGAGGAAGACCUGCGGCGGAUGCGUGAGGCCAUCCGGCUGGGGGUGCGGGUUGCCGAGCAGCCUUACUUCUCCGACCUGCUGCUGGAGCGCAUCAUGCCCACCGACGAGGAGUUGACUUCUGACGAGUUGCUGAACGACUGGCUCCGGCACAACUCGGGCACCUCCCACCACGUAUCGGGCACCUGCAAGAUGGGCCCGGACUCGGACCCCAUGGCAGUGGUGGACCAGUUCCUGCGCGUGAGGGGCGUUGAGGGCCUGCGGGUAGCCGACGCCUCAGUGAUGCCCGACUGCAUCCGGGCCAACACCAACGCCACCACGCUGAUGAUUGCCGAGAAGGUAUCGGACUAUAUUAAGGAGGGGAGAUAG
This is a messenger RNA of Geodia barretti, 1407 nucleotides long. NCBI's taxonomy places the organism in Eukaryota, Metazoa, Porifera, Demospongiae, Tetractinellida, Geodiidae. The record is from the annotation of a GenBank genome assembly.